UACGAAUGCCUCCUUGACAUGUUUUGAUAUAUUGCAGCACUUUCGCUCUUUUGCGUAGACUUUGUUCCCGCCUUGGCUGCAUAUCUGCGUUUGAACGGGAACUUUACUGGACGAGAUCCCUAGUGAAUCAAUCGCACUCCUUCGUUUAUCGACAUUUCGUCAAUCUCACUCAUGACACGCGGUGCUCGCAGCAGUCUUCAAGAAUCCUACAUCACGAGAAGCCGCAACAGAGACGAGACUACGGGGCUGACAACGGCGCCCCCCUCGCUGCGCGCCCUUCAACGAUGAUGGAUCUCAUACCUCAGCGAGUGUUUGCGCUCGCGGCUGAGGCGCGAUUGCGAUCCCAAACUUUCCUGGCGACUGCUCAGAGCCAUGCAGAACUACCCUGGAUCAACGACGUGACCCAGCUCGCCGACUCAGGAUAUCCUCAAGCCCUCGUCCUCGCCAUCUCUGCGCUCUGGAUUGUCUCGCGCCUCAUCCAGCGCCGCAACAAACCCUCGUCAUCAUCUCAACCCACCACAACCACCACUGUCCGCGCCGCCAGCAUCAGAUGGCCCUGGGAACUCCUCGCCCAGCUCGUCCGCGCCUCCACCCUAGCCUUCCUCGCCCUCGCGGCCGCCCGCGGCCAGACACCCUGGCUAAAUGCCCUCGUCGCCGCCUACGCCCUCGUCCUCGGCCUCUCGAGGCUCGUCAACGACCUCGAGUGGCGGCACGUCGCCCUGCACCAGGUCAACUUCACCCUCGGCCUCGAGCUCCUCAUCUUCGCCGCCUCCUCUGCCCUGCCCUGCAUCGAAGCCUCGUCCGAGUGCGCCGUCGCGGCGCCAGUCAAGGGCGGCCUCGCGAGCUUGGCCGCCGCCGUGGUGAUCUCCGUCAUCACGCCCAGGGAAUGGGUUCCCCCCUCGCUCGCAAACGACGUGCCCGUGCCCGAGGGCUACGAGAAGCGCGGGCCCGCGCCCGAGGAGACGUGCAGCUGGGCAAACUACUAUCUCACCUUUGAGUGGCUCACGCCCGUCAUGUGGAAGGGCGCGCGCACCGGCGAGGUCGUCCUCGAGGACCUGCCCCAGCUGCCCUGGUACGACGAGCCGCUGCUGCUGCUCGCGCGGAUCAAGAAGGCGAGGGCCAGGGGCGUCACAACGACGUGGACUCUGUUCUAUUUGCUGCGCAAGGAGGUCAACCUCAUGGCCUUUUACAUCUCCUCGGCCUACGCCUCGGAGCUCAUCGCGCCGUACGGCCUGUACCACCUUCUGGGCUACCUCGCGGAUCCCCAGGGCGCGUCCGUCAAGCCCUGGCUCUGGCUUGUACUCAUGUUCUGCGGCCCGCUGUCGCGCUCUGUCCUGUUCCAGCAGUAUGUCUUCACGUCGACCCGUCUGGUCGUGCGCCUGCGGUCCGCCCUGACGCAGGAGCUGUACCAUCGCGCCAUGGGGUCCAUGGAGCUCGAGGAGGACAUUUUCGCACCCAAGCCCGACGGCGCCGGGGACAAGAACAAGGACAAGAACAAGAAGAAGAACAAGAAGGAAGAGGAGGCUGGGCGAUCUACGACGUCGGCUGGCCGUCUGGCGAACCUCAUGGCGGCCGACGUGCAGGCCAUCUUUGGCGCGCGCGACGUCGUCAUGGCCGGGACCGGUGUGCCCGUGGGCACCAUCCUCUCCGUUAUCGGCCUGUACAGGAUGCUCGGCUGGCCCGCUCUCGUGGGCACGUUGAUCCUCCUCCUCGCCGCGCCCGUGUCCGUCACCAUCUCGCGGCUCAUGGGCCGGCUGACCCGCAAGGCCCGGCGCGCGCAGGACGCCCGCAUCUCGCUCGUCUCCGAGUACCUCGCCUCUAUCCGCGCCGUCAAAUACUUUGCGUGGGAGGACGCCAUCAUCGAGACGAUCGAGGACGCCCGCGCCAGCGAGCAGCGCGACCUCUGGCGCGUGUCGCUGUCGUUCGUCAUGCUCAACCAGAUCAGCGCCCUCGUGCCCUACGUCUCCAUGAUUACAAUGUUCUCCCUCUACGUCGGCGUCUGCGGACAGCCCAUGACGGCCGCUACGGCUUUUACGACGACGUACCUCGUCAAGCAGAUCCGCCGCAACGUCGGCCAGGUUGCGUUCAUGUCGCGCCAGAUUACCGGCGCUGCCAUCGCCGUCAGCCGUCUCGACAAAUACUUUGCCACCACGACGCCGCUCGACGAGUACCCCGAAGGACCCCUACGCAUCCAAGACGCCACCUUCCGCCGCAACAAGACUGCCUCGUUUCAGUUGAAGGACCUCUCCGUCGACUUUGCCCAAGGAGGUCUCAACGUCGUUUCGGGCGUCAGCGGAAGUGGCAAGACGACGCUGCUGCUUGCGAUCCUGGGCGAGACGGUCAAGGAGGGCGGUACUAUCACGCGGCCCAAGGACGUCGCUUUUGCGUCGCAGACGUCGUGGCUGCAAAACGACACCAUCAAGGAGAACAUCCUCUUCAACAGCCCCCUCGAGCCGGUGCGCUACGACAGAGUCGUCAACGCGUGCUGUCUCCCCGUUGACCUACGGGAGCUGGACGCCGGUGAUCAGACUGUUGUCGGCGAGAACGGCGCGUCCCUCUCGGGUGGUCAGAAGGCGCGCGUCGCGUUGGCUAGAGCGUUGUACUCCAAGGCGCCUUUGCUGCUUCUCGACGACAUCUUUUCAGCACUCGAUGCCAAGACGGCGGCCUCGCUUUGGGAGCGGUGCUUCUGCUCUGACUUGUUGAAGGGGCGGACCGUGGUCCUGGUGGCGCAGCAGCCUUGGGUUGCAGCCCAAGCUGAUGUCGCCGUUACUCUCGAGGACGGAGCGGUCAAGCACGUCGAGCAGAACAUUGGUGUCGCCCGCCACCCGGUUGCGGUUGCGAAGGAUAUUGAGGGCGAGAGCAGCACCGAGGUGUCCGACAACUCAGACACGGAAGUCGAGACGCAGACGGAUCCGCUCAACGACACGAGCAAGGUCGCCGUCGAUAAGGGGACGAAGGAUGUGGUUGCUCAGGAGAUGAAGGCCAGCGGGAAGAGCGCCCGUUUAAUGUUCUUCAAGUACAUGACCUACUUUGGCGGCCCAGGCUACGCCGUAUUCUGCAUGUUCCUGAUGCUCCUCUCCCAGCUCUCCGUCAUGGGCGGCACUCUCUGGCUCUCGGUCUGGGUAGACGCCUACGACAGGCAGACGGCCGUCGACAUCGCCUUCUACCUCGGCGUCUACGCCGCCGUCACCGUCACCGAGUCGGUCCUCUACGCCGCCGUCUUCCUCGUCUUCGAGAACGGCGCCUGGCACGCCGCCCGCAAGCUGCACAACGACUUCAUCCGCGCCGUCAUGCGCGUCUCCCUGAGCUGGUACAAGCAGACGCCCGUCGGCCGCAUCAUCAACCGCUUCUCGAGCGACAUGUCCUCGCUCGACCUCAGCGUUAGCCCGCAGCUCCGCGCCUUUCUCGAGAGCUCCCUCGCCCUCGUCAUCCGCAUCUUUGCCAUUAGCUCCAUCAUGCCGAUCUUCAUCGUGCCCGCCGCCGUCGCGUCCACGUGCGGCCUCGUCGUCGGCGAGAUCUACACACGCACCGCCGUCACUAUCAAGCGCCUCGUCGCGAGCUCGCAGUCGCCCAUCUUUUCGCAGUUUGCGGAUACCCUCGCGGGUCUGCCUAUUAUUCGCGCGCGGGCCGGGAUGCCCGAUACCUUUGGCGAUAACCUCGCCGACAAGCUUCGCGUCUGGUCUAGGGCGGCGGAGGCGCACUUCAACUGUAACCGGUGGGUCGCGAUGCGCGUCGAUGUCAUCACGGCCCUGGUCGGUUUGAGCGCGGGUAUCAUUGCCGUGUACAAGGCCGGCCUUGUCGGCGCCGGUCUGGUGGGUUUCUCGCUGCACAAUGCGACUGGUCUGAGUCAGACUAUCCUGGGUCUCGUCCGUAGUAUGAACGAUCUCGAGGUUGAGCUGCAGAGUUUCGUACGUAUCAAAGAAUACGCCGGCCUCGACACCGAAGAAAAGGACGAUGAAUCCUACCCCGAAGAAGGCCAAGUCGAAUAUACCGACACCCCAACCCACGUCAUACCCACAACCUGGCCCGCGACAGGCGAAAUCGAAUUCCGCAACGUCACCAUCCGCUACGACCAAGACGGGCCCAACAUCCUCACAGACGUCAACCUCCGAUUCAAAGCCGGCGAGCGCGUCGCCAUCGUCGGCCGCACGGGCAGCGGCAAGUCCACGCUGGUCCUCUCCCUCCUGCGCUUCACACACAUCGUGUCGGGCCAGAUCCUCUACGACGGCAUCGACAUCACCAAGAUCCCGCGCCGCCGCCUCCGCGAGGCGCUGACUAUCAUCCCACAGGAGGCUGUGCUCUUCAACGGCACGCUGCGGACGAACCUCGAUCCGACGGGGAAGAUUGCGGAGCCGGUGCUUGAGAGGGCGCUUGAGUCGUGUCAGGGGAUUGCGUCGUUCCAGUACCAGCCGUCUUCGGAUGUGGAUACUGACGCGGAUGAUGCGGUGGUCGCGCGGGACGAUGACUCUUCCAGGCUGGCGCUGUCGACGGUGGUGAAUGCCAAGGGUGAAAACUUCUCCCAUGGGCAGCGUCAGGUUCUGUCGCUGUGCCGUGCGUUGGUAAGGGGUAGCAGGUUGAUGUUGCUGGACGAGGCGACGGCGAGCAUGGACUAUGAGACGGAUAGGGGGAUUCAGGCUGUGUUGAGGAGGGAGGUCAACGGGGAUGGCGACGGCGAUGACCGAACGCUGGUCACGAUUGCCCACCGCCUGCGGACGAUUGCAGACUAUGAUACGGUUGUUGUCAUGGGGGCUGGAAGGGUCGUCGAGGCGGGACGGCCGGUAGAGUUAUAUAAGGCGAGAGGCGUGUUUUAUGACAUGGUCCAUCAUAGUGGCGAGAGAAACGAUUUGGAGGAGCUUUUCGAAGGUGGGAAAUGAGUCAAAAGGGGUUUGAGGAUGUUUCUCAUCUGAGUGUGUCAUGCGGCUGAAGAGGCCAGUUCAGGGAGUCGGAUUAUGAUGCAUUAGAAUAGCAUGUUAUAGAUUGUGUCCGCCUGCGUGUACUUUUGGCAUCUGGAUGGAAAUCCUGUACACAUACACAUAGAAAGAAGCCAUUACUUGUACUUUGUAUCUGCUAGUACGAGAUUGAGCUUGAUACAGAUCGGUUAUAUUGCAU
Messenger RNA from Colletotrichum godetiae, 5109 nucleotides. Its product is annotated as ABC transporter. The transcript has 4 exons. The coding region runs from base 285 to 4874 and encodes 1529 amino acids. The record is from RefSeq and is a predicted model, not a curated record. Gene Ontology annotation, molecular function: ATP binding; ATP hydrolysis activity; ABC-type transporter activity. Gene Ontology annotation, biological process: transmembrane transport. Lineage: Eukaryota; Fungi; Ascomycota; Sordariomycetes; Glomerellales; Glomerellaceae. Gene Ontology annotation, cellular component: membrane.